ACUGGAUCGAAUCAAAACAUAUUUUUUAAUUAAAUUCGUACGUAAACGAAUCCGAUGAAUUUUAUGGAAAACUAUGUCAUCUGUUUUUGAAAAAUCAAAAUAGAUGUAUUUUAUUUAUCCAUCUAUGCAAAUUUUGUAAUAUUUUUCUUUCCAGAGUUAAAUUUGUGAAAAAUGUCUAGAGACGCUCGUCACUGUUUCAUCAAGCUUCGCCGCCAUGUCUGAAGUCGGUCUGCGUCUUUGUAAUUCGUGUUGUGCUAUUUAUUGUUUCUAAAAGGCAGUGAUUUUUGAUAUCAUGGACGAUGAAUUUAUAAAAACAUGAAUUAACUAUGAACUUUGAUUAUGUGUGUAGUGUUUAAUAAAACGUAGCAAAUCGAUAAAUUCCGUUUUCGAAGAAGGUACUCCAACAUCUCAACAUCGUAUUUUUAGUUCGUCCGCCAUAUUGGCGUUAAUAAUCUUUUCAUUCUAUAGUAAGUACCAAAUUGUAUCAGUUUGGUUCUUUAUUCAUCACAUCCUACCCUGCAGUCAUAUGCAAGGUGCAAUAAUUUAUCAGCCAAUGACUGGGCUGGAUUGUUUCUAGGUGCAAAAGCACCAACAAAAAUUUAUUAUGAUAGAUUGGUUUAAUGUAAUCAGAGGAUAUAGCUGAUGCCUCUUAGCCAGAAAUUGGAUGAACCUCUUGUUACUAUUGAGGUAGAUUGCUGACUCCAGCACAAUGCAGCAGGCUGUUGAUCCUCUCGCAACAACUAGUACGCCUACGGCGGAAACCGUCAAUGGCGCUCCGCCUGAUGAAACGCCAAGGCGACAAGGGCGCGUGACGAAUCAGUUACAGUUCCUUCAAAAGAACGUCAUGAAGGCUGUAUGGAAACACAAAUUGGCAUGGCCCUUCCAUCAACCUGUUGAUGCGAAAAAGUUAAACCUUCCAGAUUACCAUAAAAUCAUAAAGAAACCAAUGGAUCUGGGCACCAUCAAGAAGCGACUUGAGUCCAACUAUUACUACUCAGCACAAGAAUGUAUCCAGGAUUUUAACACUAUGUUUACCAAUUGCUAUGUCUAUAACAAACCGGGAGAGGAUGUGGUUAUCAUGGCACAGACUUUGGAAAAAUUAUUUCUGAAUAGGAUAGCUCAAAUGGAAAAAGAAGAGAAAGAAAUCGAGGUCCCGUCGAAAGGUGGUAAAGGGGGAGUGAAGAAGCGAGCAGGCGGCGGCGCUCCUGGCGGCGCAGCGGGCGCGGCGGCGGGCGGCGGCGCGGCGCCGGGUGCGCCGGCCGGCGGCGCCGCGCGCGCUCCGGUCAAGACACUGGCGGCGCCGCCACACCCCGCCCUCUUCAGCUCCAACAAUUCCACCACUGCGGCCUCUAUUCCGCCGCCCGCGGCCACCCCACCGGCCACUCAUACCGGCCUCCCUCAACAGGUUACUACGCAGCCAUCGAGUUUUCACGUUGCCCAACCUACCACACCCGUUACUAUUCCGACAGUUGCCCUGUCUCAGACGCAACCCGCUAAGGUUAAAAAAGGCGUGAAGAGAAAAGCUGAUACUACUACACCUAUGGGAAGUUCGUUUGAAGGAGGUUACAUAACACCUACUAUUGAUCAGCAAAGUGGACCUAAACCAGCAAAAAUUUCAACAAGGCGAGAAAGUGGUCGGCAAAAGAAGACAAGUCGAGUGACAGAAGAUAAUUUUAAAAUGGGUGGAUUAUCUCCUGGUGUGGGUGGAGCUGGUGCUUCACAUCAUUCUACAAUAACCCCACAACUAGCUAAGGGCAAAGAGAAACUUUCAGAUGCUUUAAAAAGUUGCAAUGAAAUAUUAAAAGAAUUAUUUUCUAAGAAACAUUCGGGAUACGCGUGGCCAUUUUAUAAGCCUGUAGAUGCGGAGUUGCUUGGAUUACAUGAUUAUUUUGAUAUAAUUAAAAAACCUAUGGAUUUAGGAACUGUUAAACAGAAGAUGGAUAAUAGAGCGUACAAAACAGCUGCAGAGUUUGCUGCUGAUGUACGUUUAAUAUUCACAAAUUGCUACAAAUAUAAUCCACCAGAUCAUGAUGUUGUUGCAAUGGCGCGGAAACUGCAGGAUGUAUUUGAAAUGAGGUAUGCCAAGAUUCCUGAUGAACCUGUCCAUGUUGGUGUACCUCAUAUAGAUAAGGGCAGCUCUGCAUCAAGUUCAGAAUCAGGCUCUGAAUCGGAUUCCGAGUCCGAUGAUUCGGAAGAAGAGAGAAAUAACAAAGUAAAACUCCUUGAGAAAGAACUCCUAGCUCUUCAAGAAAAGAUGAGGAAACUUGUUGAAGAGUCUAAUACCAAGAAAAAGGCAAAGAAGAAAAUGAAAGAAAAACAGAAGAAACAAAUCACAAAUAGUAGUCUACCCAAAGCCAAUACUGUAGCUGCUUAUGGAACGAAAGCAAACAAUAUAGCUGAUAAUAUAGCGACGCCGGGUGUUCGCGGUAAAGGCGCGAGGUCACGGGGCGGCGCCGGCGGCGCGGGGGGCGGCGGUGGAGGCGGCGGCGGCGCGGGCGGCGGCGCUGGCAAAGGGGCCGCGCGCGGCGCCCCCGCCGCCAAGAAAAAGAGCUCCACGCCGACCGCCGCCCCUGCGCCACACCAGCCUCCACACCCCGAUUCCGAGGAUGAGGACGUCGCGAAGCCCAUGUCCUACGACGAGAAGCGCCAGCUGUCGCUCGACAUCAAUAAGUUGCCAGGAGACAAACUCGGCAAAGUAGUUCAUAUAAUUCAGAGCAGAGAACCUUCAUUGAGAGAUUCCAAUCCCGAUGAGAUUGAAAUUGACUUUGAAACUUUGAAACCAUCCACCCUAAGGGAAUUAGAAAAUUAUGUAGCCUCAUGUUUACGCAAAAAGACACAUCGUAAGAUGUCUGGAAAAUCUAAAGAUGAACAAAUGGCAGAGAAAAAGCAAGAGUUGGAAAAACGAUUGCAAGAUGUCUCUGGACAGUUAGGAACUAAUAAAAAACAACAGCAGAAAAAAGAAGGAUGCAAGGACGGCUUGGGAGGUGGCAUGUCUUCCUCAUCGAGUUCGUCAGACUCGUCCAACUCGUCCUCAAGCACUGACACUAGCUCGUCAGACAGCAGUGACAGUGAAGCAGGAACUGGCUCAGGAAGAACACCUAAGAAAAAACCCAAAAAACAAGCACAUCAACAUCCACCUCAAAUUAAACCGAUGCCGCCAGUCGCACCACCAGUAUCGGCUGCGCCCGCAACCACCCCCUCCCCUGCUUCUGCCCCCGCACCUGUCGCAUCCGCGAACCCCUCCGCGGCAAUUGUCCCCGUUUCUGGACCUGCCGCUAUUCCCACUGCCACGAAGGAGACUCCCACACCCGCACCUGCAUCCGAAGUGAAGACGGAGCCGCCGGCGGCAGAUGUUAUGCCUCCUCACGUCGAGAUGAAGCACAUAGACCCUCCCGCGACACAAGCUUCGCUCAUUGCACCUGCACCAUCGCACUCUGUUAAUAAUGUACCAGAGUCCUCAGCUAUACCCAUUGCGAGAGACAGCGAGGAACAGAAACCUAGUUUGAAAAUUGAGCCCCGAAAUGGAUUGGACAAAGUUGAUUCUUCGCAUUAUAUAGAUCCUAUAGAACGUUCAUUAGCAAGUCUGGAGAGAAGCCUUAAUGCGGACGUACCUAUGGAUGUCAGUGUGGGUGUUUCGGAGUCAUCGAUGCGCCUCGAGGAUGAGUUUUCCUUACCGAAGUCACAGAUAUUGCCAGAUGCUGCACAUCACAAUCUUAUGGCACAGUUGGGGGGGCUGACUGACAUUGGACAUGUUCCCGAGCCUAUUAAGAAUGACAUGUAUGUUCCGCCCCAUAAUGGGUAUGUAGAAAAAAAUAUGCAGCAUGAUAGGGAAAUAAUGAGACCCGACAUAAAUCCUGCUGUGCCAGGAAUUACAUCUGCUGCACCUGUAUCGUCAAUUUUUGAUCCCAUACCCCCGGCUCCACAUACAGUGAUAGCACAAUCGCAUCAUAAUAUGCCUGGUGCUCCGAGUCUAAUGACCCCAGCUAUAAAAAAGGAAGACAUCAAACCACUUCUUACUCCUAAACCUAUUGAAGAUCUCAUGGGUGUCUCGAAUAUGGUUUCAAAUAACAUGUCCGAUAGAGCUAAAUACGAAAUGGAGAAAAAAAUGGAAGAUUCUAAAAAUUCUAAUUUCGUUCAAGCUUUUAAAUUGAAACAAGAACAAAAUUUGAAAAAUGCUAGCUCAUGGUCAUCUUUAGCACAAGCUGGUAGUCCACAAAGUAUUCCAACUUUAGGAACGAAUAAUCAAAUGAAACAGAAACCCGUCAUGGAUACUUUCCAAGCAUUCAAGAAACAAGCUAGAGAAAAGAUUGAUCGUCAGAGAGCACUUAUCGAACAGCAAGAAUUACGAAAGAAAGAACAAGCUGAAAGAGAAAGACAGCGACAGGAAACAGAAAGGCGACAACCCGAAGAUGAUAAAAUGAGAACGGUUCAAGGGGUCCGGAAAGUAGAGAGUGCGGAGGUGGCGUCGCCGAGUGUGUCGCCGGUAGCACGUGCGUCGCCGCCCGCCGCCGCGGCCGCAGCCGCCGCUGCCGCCGCUGCUGCUGCCGCGCCUGACAAGCCGGCCGCCAGUGAGCGCGAGAGGCUGCGUCAGCGGGAACAGGAACGACGUCGUCGGGAAGCAAUGGCCGGCCAGAUUGACAUGAACUUGCAGAGUGACUUGAUGGCGGCAUUUGAAGAAUCAUUGUAAUGUGUUUAAAAACAAUAUUAUAAAUGUACAUAUAAAUAUGUAAUUUUAAUUAGUAUAUAUAUAUGGUGAAAUGUGACACCAAAGUGAUUUUGUGUGUGAAACGUUGACUAAUAUGUGGUUAAGUGCUGUGAAUAGAUAUUUUAAAUUAAACUGUUAUACAAUCACUUUGACUUUACGCUCGUACUGAGCUUUUACUUGAGGGUUGCAUUUGAAAUAAUGUGUACUAUAUAAGUUUGUAAGUUUAAACAACUCUCUUUACAUACAUAAAUAUAUAUAUUUUGUUCUAAAAACAACUACCUUCCAUAAUUGUUUUAUAGUAUGUACUAAUGACUAGAAUGGUAGUAAUUGAAAUUGAAGAAUAAAUCAAAAUAUACUUUAUUUUAUCUAAUUGAUAGACAAUCGGAAAACCAUGAAAUCUGUUACUUCCUACACAUUUCCUCAUUGCACGAGUAAAUUUUAUGUAUACUCCAGAAAUGGCAUUUUAUAUUUUGUCACUGUUUUUAUUAAGACAAUAUUAAUUUUGCCACACAAUAGUGUCGUGGACUUGUAUGCAGUGAUUAAAUGUGUAGGCUAUUAUGUAUUUAUUAGUCGUGGAGUUUCUGUUACGUAUUCGAUUUUCGAUAAAUAUUGCUUAAUGUUAGUAGAUUUUUUAUCAGUCUGUCAUUUGAAGCAGAUCAAAUGUCAUACAUUUGAUUUGAAAUAUAUUUAUUUUACAUUGGAA
Messenger RNA from Galleria mellonella (greater wax moth), 5408 nucleotides. Its product is annotated as bromodomain-containing protein 3. Gene Ontology annotation, biological process: chromatin remodeling; regulation of DNA-templated transcription. The record is from RefSeq and is a predicted model, not a curated record. Bases 710 to 4687 code for a protein of 1325 amino acids. Lineage: Eukaryota; Metazoa; Arthropoda; Insecta; Lepidoptera; Pyralidae. The transcript is spliced from 21 exons. Gene Ontology annotation, cellular component: nucleus; chromatin.